Molecule: messenger RNA, 4043 nt
Organism: Varanus komodoensis (Komodo dragon)
Lineage: Eukaryota; Metazoa; Chordata; Lepidosauria; Squamata; Varanidae
Gene: SH3RF2
Product: SH3 domain containing ring finger 2
Exons: 10
Coding region: 314-2560 (748 amino acids)
Biological process (GO): negative regulation of apoptotic process; positive regulation of proteasomal ubiquitin-dependent protein catabolic process; positive regulation of JNK cascade
Cellular component (GO): nucleoplasm
Molecular function (GO): ubiquitin protein ligase activity; protein phosphatase 1 binding
Source: RefSeq, a predicted model, not a curated record
UUUAACGAGUGGGAUCAUUUUAUGGCAUUCACAGUUUAUGUACUGUUUAUAUCACAUUAUUUUAAGAUAGACUGAUCCCUCUGUGGUACAUUCCCAAAAGAGCAUAUUGCCCCACAGAAUCACUUUACUUGGAAUGGAACAAACGGGAUCCUCUCAGUUGGAGAGAUACUGAUCUGCACCCUGGAGCAGAAUGAUGAUGACUUUCAGAUUCCAAAAUCUCAAGUAUCCUUCCUGCAACACUUCCGAGCCACCCCCUUUGUUCCAGUAAGUAUAAUGCUGAUUGUUCUGUCUCAGCUUGUGACUGGAGUUUUUCAUGAAGAACAAGAACAGCAACCACAACCUCAGCAUGGAUGAUCUCACUUUAUUCGACAUGCUAGAGUGCCCAGUAUGCCUGGAGAAGCUGGAUGUCUCAGCCAAGGUGCUCCCAUGCCAGCACACCUUCUGCAAGCCCUGCCUCCAGAGAAUCUUGAAAUCGCACAAAGAACUGAGGUGUCCCGAAUGUCGAACCCUUGUGCUGUGCAGUAUUGAAGAACUCCCUGCCAAUUUGUUUUUGAUCCGCUUGUUGGAUGGAAUCCAGUUUGGACCAAAUGUGAUGAAAUUUGGAUCACUCCAAAGAUCGGGGGUCCUCUCCUCUCCUGCCACCAUCAGGAGAGUCUGGGGAGAGCCAAGAGCUUUACAACUCAGUCCGCAUAGGCUGCUUUCCAGUCCCAGGAUCUCUGUGGAAGGGGUUCCUCGGGCUAAAGCCUUAUAUAGCUACAGAGGACACAACCCUGGAGAACUGAGGUUUAACAAAGGGGACAUCAUUAUCUUGCACCGUCAGCUGGAUGAAAACUGGUACCUAGGAGAGAUUAAUCGGGUCAGUGGAAUCUUCCCAACAAACUCAGUGCAAGUUAUUAAACAGCUUCCACAACCACUCCCACUCUGCAGAGCACUGUACAACUUUGAUCUGAAGUCCAGGAAUAAAAAUGAAAAGACCAACUGCCUGCCAUUUCAUAAGGGUGAUAUAAUCACUGUAAUCAGCCGAGUGGAUGAGAACUGGGCAGAGGGCAAAAUAGGAGACAGAACUGGGAUUUUCCCCAUUUUGUUUGUGGAGCCGAAUACAGCAGCACGGAAACUCCUUCAGACAAGCCAGAAUUAUCAGUCUUCCCAGUUGAAAUGUGCUUCACCUUUGCGAAAAUCUUUGCCCAGGGCGAAAGUUAUAGAGUCACCCCCUUUCUGCAAAGGGCCUGAAUCAAGAAGGAAAAGCAUGAAGCAAUUCUCCAUCACAACCGCCUUAAAUACGCUCAACAGGAUGGUCCAUUCACCCACGGGACGGCAGACUCUGGAUAUCAGCUCCCCUGUGCUUAUCAGCUCUAGCAAUCCUUCUGUGGCUACCCAGAAUGAUGAGAAAAUAGAAUUGCCAUAUAGUACUCCUGUUCAGGUCAGCACCCCUUAUUCCUCUGCACCUGCAUCCAUGGGGCACUCUACUGCUGUUGUCACUGUUCCCCAUUUACAGCAACACCUACCGGUGAAUAUGUGUAUGGCUCUGCACUCCUACGCAGCUCACAGUCCAGAUGAGCUGGAGUUGAAGAAAGGAGAAGGCAUUCGUGUUUUGGGGAAACACCAUGAAGGCUGGCUAAAAGGAGUGUCACUGGUCACAGGAAAAGUCGGGAUCUUCCCAAGCCAUUACGUCACUCCAUUUUUCAGGAAGUCCUCAAGCUUUCUUGACUCCAGAAUGCCUUCCCUCUAUGCGACUUGGACAUUAUCCACUUCCUCACUUUCAUCCCAGGGAAGCAUCUCAGAGAACGGCCCGAGGCAAAGCAGGCCUUUGAAAUCUACCUUCAUGCCCACAUCUUUGGCCUCACCUGUGAGGAAUCUCCCUGGGUCAAGUGCCUCUGGGCACACAGCCUCGCAGAGGAGAGGACGUGGCAGCAAUAGGAAGAAUGGAUCAUUACAGAAACCUUUGCAACCAGGAACUCUUAUUCCAUUCGUCAGCUCCCUUCGGCGGAGUCCUGCCACUCAACGCCGACCCCAGCAAUCUCCCGUCUAUCAGCCCAUCUCCACUCUGCCCAGAGGAGUCAGUACAGCUGACACAGGAGCCUGGCUGAAUGCCUCCCAGGAUUCCUCAUUAGUGCUAGUGCCCCGAAGUGGAAGCAGCAGAGCACCUUCUGUGUGUAGUUCGGUCGUGCUGGACACCAAAGAAUUGCUGCCGAAAAGCGAGUUGAGUCUAAAGCCACCUGUUUCUGCUCCACCCUCCAUUCUGGUGAAACCCGACACCUCGAGGAACACUAUGGAGAAGCAAGUGAAAACAGUGAGAUUUCAGAACUACAGCCCACCACCAUCCAAACGACAGAGUUCUCUGUCUUCACCAAACCUCUCCAAUGGCAGACCUGAACAAGGAAGCAUUAUAGAAGCAGUGCAGCCAGAAGCAAACAAGAGUCCUGAAAUAUCAGUGCUCUAUUCCCACCGAAUUGUCUCCAGUCCAGUUCAUCAAAGAAGGGUGGCACAUCCUAAAACCUCAUCACUGGACCUUACAGGCCAGUCAGGCUACCUGACCUUUCCGACAAGAAGAGAAUUAUAAUAGCAUCACUGAAAACUGAACAGCUUGACUCUAUUUAAAAACACUUCACUUUGAAACUUUGCUAUCAUUGUUUGUUUGUAAGCAAAACAACCAGAUAUACCAUAGAUCUCAGGUCUAAUUUGCCGACAUCUUUUAAAAAUUUCAUAUCUGAUAGAAGAGCUAGGCCUUCUUCCAGGCAUCUACACAACCACAAAUGAUUACUGGGUACCAAUCAUUCCACACUGUAUGGCAGGGUCUUGUUUUGUGUGGCUUUGAUCUACAGCUCAAACUGCAAGUGUGUUGUGGACAUGCAUUUUUCUUUAUAUGCAAAGACUACCACAGUGGCAAUGUAAAAUGAAUUCUUUUGCCACGGGGAGAUACAAAUAUCAUUGGGAGGGUAAGAAAUUAUGAGUACAGAGCACUAUUCAAAAGCCAUAUUGCUCCCCGUAAAUUUCAAUACUCUAUAAUUGGAAGUGGGAAAAGGAAACCUGUCAGAAAAAGAUAGACUGCUUUGGUCUUCUCUGUCUCACUCAAUUUUAUAGUUGGUAAAACAGCAGCUUUCUUUCCUUCCCCUGCCCUUCUCUUUAUAAUUUGUUUAACUUCACAGUUUGCAUUUAAAUACUUUGGACUUUAUAUUUGGAUUCAGAAUGCAGAAGGUUCUUUGGUUUUGUUUUUUAGAAAUAUAGACCAUUUCCCAGCUUCCAAGACAGUCAGUCAGUGAAAGGAGAUCAAGCAACACAACUCAUCCAUCAGCCCUCCUCUACCAUGUAUUCUGGAUCCUGUUUCUAGGGAUCAACUGACUGAUCUAAUUAUAGCAGACAAUAGUACCAUGCAUCUAUAAGCCCUGUGAUUCCAGAACUGUGUAAUCCCAUGACAUUAAAAAAGAAAAGAAAAAGAAAUCACAAUUAUUUUUAAGAUAUGAGAAGCUGUUAAGAUUGUCAGCCUGUUUGGACAAAGGCAUGGUUCAAGAGUGGUGUGAUCCUGCAUUAUCACUUACUUGGGAGCAGGUCUCCUUGAACCAAAUGGGACUUCUGAGAAAAUGCAAAUAAGACUAGGCUGCAAGAAGAGUCGUAACUUGGAAGAGGAGGCCCCCCAUGAUGCUCCUGCCUGGAUCCUCCUCCUCUCUAAUCACCCUCCUCAACCUCCAGGCACAGCCAGCAGCACGGUGGCCCAGAGGGAUCGGUCAGUCCCACCCUGUGGAAGGCCUUGCCUUUCCCCGUCCUGCCUGCCUGUCUCUGGCAGACCGCAUCCACGCAAUACCCGCUUGCGCCCAACCCCUCUCAUCCUCUCUGGCUACCUGGCUGCAACAAGAAGCAGAAUCAGACUGCCAUAUCAUUUUAAUCCAGCUGUGCCUGAUGUUCAGACUUCUGCUAUAGGAUAGAGCUUUGUUUAUUUUGUUCCCACUGCUAGUUCAAAGGUUGUGCAUUCCAGCCCACAUAAGGGAGCAUGAAAUUCUGUAGGCCUCCUGCUAUGUCAUGUCAAUAAAGGUUGGGAGUUAAAAUUC